AUGUUCAUCAACUGGUCCAAUAGUUCCAUUUGGCGUUUCCUUCACUGGGGCCCACUGACUGCAAUAGGGAUUGUCCAAUCGAUCACAGUAAUGACAGUGUAUAUGAACGGCAUGUGGUGGCCAGCGCACAGUUCCGUGUUAGCGUUCAUUAACCAAACAGUUUUUCUAGCCCUAUCGCUCAGUACGGGCUUUUACUUCAUAAUGGCAUCACUAACCGGGCCGAGCUACUUACAGCUGAAAUGGAAACCGGCACGGCCGGAAGAUGAGCAGUAUUUACAGUUUUGUCACGUUUGUGACGGUUACAAGGCGCCUAGAUCGCACCAUUGCCGGAAGUGUAACAGGUGCGUGAUCAAGAUGGAUCACCAUUGUCCGUGGAUUAACAAUUGCGUCGGGUGGGCGAACCAUGGCUAUUUUACCGCAUUCUUAACGUUCGCCGUUCUCGGCUGUCUUCACGCCACCACGAUCCUUGCAGCAUCUUUGUACGUUGGCUUGUACCGGGACUGGUACAUAUAUUACGGCCAUUACUCGAAGGUGAACGUGAAGUUGACGAUUUGGAGUCUGGUGUUGUGCGUGUUCAAUAUUGGACUAGCUAUCGGUGUUGUUAUCACCGUUGGCGCGCUGUUGGUAUAUCAAUUGCGAGCCAUUUUUAACAAUCGUACGGCAAUCGAAGACUGGAUUCUGGAAAAGGCACGGUUCCGAAAGGAGCGCCAGAAUGAAACGUUCCUUUAUCCUUACGAUUUGGGCAAAUGGAACAAUAUGCGGCAGGUUAUCAACAUUACCUGUACUGCCGCCGGCAAUGGAAUCGAAUGGCCCGUAGUGGAAGGAUGUGACCAGUACACCUUGACACGUGAACAGUUAGCACAGAAAGAAGAAAAACGCGCACGGACACGAACGUACACUAUACACCGUCCCGCCACAGGACACUGGGUACCGCUAUUUUCGCAAGGAUUUAAGGUAUGCCUCUCACCGCCACUAACCGACGAGCCGCGCAUUAAGCUUGCCGUUGGCGAUCUCGUCCGCGUUACCAGAUGGAGAAAACAUUGGCUGUUUGGUGAGAAAAUACAGCAAACGGAUAGCGAUGCCAGUGCGAAGCGAAUUCGCGGCUGGUUUCCGCGCCAAUGUGCGGUAGAGUUUACCGAAUACGAGGAUGUACUCACCGAAACGCAACCGUUAGACAAUAAAAUAAAAAAAGACAUUUAA
Molecule: messenger RNA, 1200 nt
Organism: Anopheles maculipalpis
Lineage: Eukaryota; Metazoa; Arthropoda; Insecta; Diptera; Culicidae
Product: palmitoyltransferase ZDHHC6
Exons: 4
Coding region: 1-1200 (399 amino acids)
Biological process (GO): protein palmitoylation
Cellular component (GO): Golgi apparatus
Molecular function (GO): palmitoyltransferase activity
Source: RefSeq, a predicted model, not a curated record